Molecule: messenger RNA, 1578 nt
Organism: Loxodonta africana (African savanna elephant)
Lineage: Eukaryota; Metazoa; Chordata; Mammalia; Proboscidea; Elephantidae
Gene: HOXD9
Product: homeobox D9
Exons: 2
Coding region: 26-1054 (342 amino acids)
Biological process (GO): DNA-templated transcription; regulation of transcription by RNA polymerase II; proximal/distal pattern formation
Cellular component (GO): nucleus
Molecular function (GO): DNA-binding transcription factor activity, RNA polymerase II-specific; RNA polymerase II cis-regulatory region sequence-specific DNA binding
Source: RefSeq, a predicted model, not a curated record
GGGUGGGAGCGCGCGGCGCCUCAAAAUGUCCUCCAGUGGCACCCUCAGCAACUACUACGUGGACUCGCUCAUAGGCCAUGAGGGCGACGAGGUGUUCGCGGCACGCUUCGGGCCGCCGGGGCCCAGCGCGCAGGGCCGGCCCGCAGGUGUGGCCGACAGCCCGGCCGCCACCGCCGCCGAGUUCGCCUCGUGUAGUUUUGCCCCCAAAUCGGCCGUGUUCUCCGCCUCGUGGUCCGCGAUGCCCGCCCAGCCCCCGGCGGCGGCAAUGAGUGGCCUUUACCACCCGUAUGUGCCCCCGCCGCCCCUGGCCGCCGCCGCCUCGGAGCCCGGCCGCUACGUGCGCUCCUGGAUGGAGCCGCUGUCCGGCUUCCCAGGCGGCGCAGGCGGCGGCGGCGGGGGCGGAGGUGGCGGAGGCGGCCCGGGCCCUGGUCCCAACCCCGGCCCCGGCGGCCCAGCCAACGGGCGCCACUACGGGAUUAAGCCUGAAACCGGAGCGGCUCCGGCCCCUGCCGCCACCGCCGCCUCCUCCUCUGCGUCCUCCUCUUCCUCCUCCUCCUCCUCCUCCAAACGGACUGAGUGCUCCGCCGCCCGGGAGUCCCAGGGGAGCGGCGGCACUGAGUUCUCGUGCAACUCCUUCCUGCGGGACAAGGCGGCAACGGCGGGCGCCGGGCCCGGGGCGGGGAUUGGGGCCGGGCCCGGGGCUGGCGGCUCGUCGGAGCCCUCGGCUGGCAGCGACCACUCGAGCCCGAGCUGCCCGCUGAAGGAGGAGGAAAAGCAGCAUCCGCAGCCGCCGCAGCAGCAACUUGACCCAAACAACCCGGCCGCGAACUGGAUCCACGCUCGCUCCACGCGGAAAAAGCGCUGCCCUUACACCAAAUACCAAACCCUGGAGCUGGAGAAGGAAUUUCUGUUCAACAUGUACCUCACCCGGGACCGGCGCUACGAGGUGGCCAGGAUUCUGAACCUCACAGAGAGACAGGUCAAAAUCUGGUUCCAGAACCGUAGGAUGAAAAUGAAAAAGAUGAGCAAGGAGAAAUGCCCCAAAGGAGACUGACUGGCGCCGGCGGCACCGCUGUGCUUUGCAGAGGCAGCGGGGGAUUUGCUUAAUGGGUGCUUGAUUUCCAGAAACUCUCCAGCGACUCGGAUUUUUCUUUCUUGCUUUCUCUUUUUAAGGUAGAAGUGACUGUGUGGUUGGUCUCUGUGAGGUAUUUGGGGGACUCUGUAUUUGCUCGCUUAUGUGUUGGAGAAACCAAGUGGCUUUGGGGUUUUGCCCUACCCUGCUCCCUCCCUUUCCUGUCCCGUUGGUUCCUUAGGAAAUGCUAUCUUUUGUGAGUGCACGCUGGCUUAGGGGAGCCCUCUCCUGUGUAAAUAUCCCCCGUGUUUCUGAAAAGUGCUGUAGUUUAGUCCCCAGUGCUGUCCAAGGAAGGGCCAAGCCUGCCCCAAUUCCGAGAAUGAAGGCAAGCGACGACAGUGCAGAUACCCUGGCUGCCUGCCCAGGCUGAGGCCCAGCCGGGUUGCCCACCAGUUACUAAAGCCCUCUUUCCUCAGGGAGCCUGCGGGCCCUCAGCCGAGACCUUG